Molecule: messenger RNA, 4906 nt
Organism: Labrus bergylta (ballan wrasse)
Lineage: Eukaryota; Metazoa; Chordata; Actinopteri; Labriformes; Labridae
Product: kinesin-like protein KIF27
Biological process (GO): mitotic spindle organization; spindle elongation; microtubule-based movement
Cellular component (GO): microtubule associated complex
Molecular function (GO): microtubule motor activity; microtubule binding; ATP binding
Source: RefSeq, a predicted model, not a curated record
ACAAGUGGCAACAACGACAACGACGGCUUAAAGUAAUAGAAAAUGUUUUGAACGGUUCGUUUUUGGUAUCCUGUUUAUGUUUGUUUGUAUUAGACAAAGUUAAAAACAAAUUAUUUAUCCACAAUUCAGCUGUGAGAUGCGGAGAGUAAACGUACAUUAAGCGAUAAGUUACUUACCGUCAUGGGCGAGGAGUUCUUCAAGGUGGCGCUCCGGAUCCGGCCCCUGCUUCAUAAAGAAGUCCUCCACAGGCACCAGGUGUGUGUGCGGGAGGUGCCGGGCUCCCCACAGGUGAUGCUCUUCCAAGGCAACAAAGUCGACCCAGGAAACAUCUUCCACUUCGACUAUGCUUUCGGACCAGCAGCCAGCCAGGAUGAGGUGUACGACACCUGCGUCCAUCCGCUGAUGGAGAACCUGCUGGACGGUUACAAUGCCACCGUCUUCUGCUACGGACCGACCGGCUCAGGGAAGACGUACACACUGGGAGGGAUGAAGCUGGGUGAAAAGGAAGGAAUCAUUGAACGCGUGGCGAAGAAUGUGUUCUGGUUGCUGGAGCAGAAGAGGACGAGCAGUGAGGGUUUGAGGGCAACAGUGCGAAUCUCUUACAUGGAGCUGUAUAAGGAGGGACUGCGAGACCUGCUGGAGAUGGACAACAAUCAGAAAGUGCUACAAAUCAGAGACGAUGACAAAGGAAACACAGUUGUGGUUGGAGCCAAAGAGAUGGACGUCACCUCAGCAGAGGAGAUCCUUAGUUAUCUAGAGAUGGGCAAUGCCCAGCGCCACACUGCCAGAACAAAGAUGAACGAUCACUCCAGUCGUUCUCAUGCCAUGCUCACCCUCCAGCUCUUCCAGUCUUGCCCCGACAAGAAGUAUGUGUGCCACUCCAAGCUGUGUAUGGUUGACCUUGCGGGCUCGGAGUGCGCUGCUAAAACUGGAAACACUGGGAACAAAUUCCAAGAGUCUGUUCAUAUCAACACAGGCCUGCUUGCACUGGGCAGCGUCAUCCGUGCCCUCUGUGACCCAAGGCGUAAUCGCGGUGAUUUCUACAUACCAUAUCGUGCUGCCAAGAUCACUCGUCUCCUACGAGAUUCAUUGGGAGGCACCGCGCAUACUGUAAUGAUCGCAUGUGUAUGCCCCUCCAAAUGCAGUGUACUUGAGACCUGCCGCGUCCUGAAUUUUGCAUCAAAGGCCGUUCAUAAUGUUCGUAAUACAUGUACACAUACAAAGAUGAAAUUAAAAUUACCUAAGACCUGGAAUCAUUAUGAGGCUAAACUGGCCGAUGUUAAGUUUGAAGAUGAAACUCUGAGAGCGCUGCUGAAAGACAAAGAUAUGGAGAUUGAAAGGUUGAAGAAAGCUGGAGAGGGUAACAGCUUCACACAGCCCGGCCAGGUGAAGAUGUCUGAUGCAGAAUUGAAGUUGAGCCGAGAGGAAACACCACAGUACCGCCUCCUGGCUCAGGAAGCUGCAGCGCUGCUUGCGGAGAUUUCUGGUCCCACCCUUAGUCAUUCUUUCAGGCAGAGACAGCGGGAAUGGAAGGACAGACUGACAGCUGUCAAUCAUUCAUAUCAAACUGAGGACAAGGACUGUUUAGAGAAAGGCGAUGUCAAAUCUCAACAUGUUAUCAUAGAAAAGCUCAGAGAGGAACUCUGCAAAUGCAAGGAAGUUCUCGCCCUACACAAACAGCUGUUGGAGAAGAGAGAUGCAGAUCUGAGACGGUUUCAAAAAGAAGUAGAGAGACUUCUUCAAGAGAACAAAGCUCACAUUCAGGCCUUGGAGGAGCAAAGUGAACGCACUCGAAUACAGACUGAACAGCUCGUGGAGCAGCACAUUCUGAUCAAUCGGCUCCGCAGCGACCUGAUGGCCGUCAGGAGUGCAACAUCAGGGGUAAGGGGUGACUCAGGGGCCUCCUGGAACUCAGGCAGGAGACCUCAAAGUGUCCCUCUGACCAGACACAGCUGUGGACACGGGCCCCGCAGACGGAUUCACUCCAGCCCUCCAGCUUAUUCACUGGAGAGGGUGAUGGCAGCCUUCAAGAUGCGAGGUCAUCUCCUGCUGACUGAGAUUGAAGAGAAGGAUGAGGUGUACUGUCCGUUCAUAAAACAACCGGCAGAGAGCAAAGGCAUGGAUCAAGAAAAGCAGCAGGAGGAGGAGGAGGAGGAGGAGGAGGAGGACGACAUGUUGGUGGGCAGAAUGGGACUCAGGCGUUCCUUAAACCGAACAUGGACCAGCAGGCAGAAGAGAUCCGCUCUGGAAGAGAAAAAAACUGCACCAAACCAAACAUCCAGUAGAAAUCCAUCAGUGCAACCGUCUCAGGGAGCCGCAGGAAAAGACGAAGAGAACACGAAGCAAAGACAGACGAGGAAGGCGAGACUCAGAGCCAGCGUUACUCAGAGAAGGAUCCAGGAUCUGACUGUCAACAUGCGCAUGAAAGAGGAGCUCAUCAAAGAGCUAAACAAAACCGACAAGGAGACCCAAGCAGUGGACAGGCACGUCAGGCACAGCAGUGAUGACUCGGACGUGUGGAUGAGACUCUCCAUGCAGAGACAGAAGGUCCAGGCAGAGACGUACCACAGCCUGCAGCACAUGAGACUGCAGAGAGCACAGCUUCAGAGCAGCCUCGGAGAACUCGGCCAGAGUGAGGAGCAAAGUGCAGAAGAUGUCACUGUGUGCAAGAACAAUCACCUGGACGGGUUCGAGAAAAAGGUUCAUGGCAGUAGUUGGCUGGAGGAAGAGGAGGAGUGGGUCCUUCAGAAAAGAGCAGAGCUGCAGGAGCUGGAGGAGGAGCUGAAGAGGAGAGAGGAGGUGCUGCUGCGCAGGGAUACCUGUCUGCAAGAGAAAAACAAACUGGAGAUUAAGAAGCUACGCUCCAGUCAGGCUCUGAAUCAGGACCUGCUGCAUGUGUCGAUGCAGCUGGAGUCUCUGGAGGAGGAGAUGAGGAGGAGCAGUGUGAGGCAGAAUGGAGGAGUCACCAGAGAGGAACUGGAGAAAGAAAGAGAAACACUUAGAAAGAGGAGAGACACCCUGGGCGACCAGCUGAAGGACAACAUAGUGCUCACUGUGGAGGAGGAGCAUUCCCUGCUGGAGCUGGAGGAAGACAUUGAAGCUCUGGACGCAGCGCUGGAGUUUGAAAACCACUCCAUCCAGGACAAACAGGAGAAGCUGUCAGUCACAGACUCCUCUGCACAUCAGUCACAGAGCACUGAACCCGCCCAACUCUGUGAUGUCGUUACAAAGUUGAGAAAGCUGUCACCACCCGAGGCUUUGGAUCUUCUUGUCAAAUAUUUCAACAAGGUGGUUUAUCUGCGAGAGGUGGAGCACCGUUUGCGUUUGCACUGUGAAGAGCUGCAGAUCCACGCUGGAGAGCAAGAGGUGGCGAUGAGGGAGAUGAAGGCAGCUAUGCAGCGGCUUACUCUGGACGCAGACCGCAGGUUCACCCAGCAGCACCGAGAUCACCAGAGCAACAUCCAGCUUCUGCUGCAGAAGCUAAAAGAGGGAGGUCCAGGAGAGGCACAGCAGGCUUUCCAGGACCGACUGCAGCAUCUGGAGAAAGAGCUUUUUUUCUACAAAAGCUCCAGCCGGCAGCUAAAAAAGAAACUCAGGGAGCUCCAAAGCGAUGCGCUCCACUCAGCUGAUCAGCCCGCACACUCACAGGAGAACAGACCAACAAGCGCAAACCAACUCCAGACACAAGAGGUACGGGCAAAGACACAUGUAGUUACAACAUAUGCAAAUAUACACAGUGAAGAAACAGACAAACAGACACAAUGGCAGACUCCUUACGCCUCCUCAUCCUCCGACCUGCAAGUUUGCAAAAACACAAAAGUGCCUGAACACCAAAACCCCACAGAGUCAGGGGCAGAGGACAGAGGGUCCGGAUGUUUAGAAAUGGAACCUGUCCGUCUGUGUCGCAAAGAGCUGAGACAAAUCUCCCCAGCUGACCAGAAGGUCUUCGGCUCUGCCACAUGGAGGCGCCAGUCUGUUCUGGAUGGUAGCUCAGAUUCUAUUCUAGAGGACUCCAUUGAAGUGGCUCAAAACACUGAUAGAUGAUGUUGCAUCAUUUUUUUAUGAAGUGCCUUUAGUAGAUCACUUUGCAUCAGCAGUUUGAACAGCAGAGCACCGAUUGGUUCUGUGUUUUUGGUCUCAGUUUUUCACUUACAUUCACAGCUGUCCUUUGUUAAACAUGUAUGUAUGGCUGUUAAUGUGAAACUACAGAGGAGUGAAGCUGCAGCAAGGGAGAGAACUGCAGAGUUUAAGGGCUGAAGAGAGGAGAGGAAGAAAAGAGAAUGUGAUUCUUAGUUUUGCUCUUCAGAAGGAGAAGAAAUACAGAAGAAUGGCAAUAUUGUCAUGAAAGAAAUAUGAAUAUAUAAAGGGAGAAAUGUUCAUGUAUGGAUCUCUUUAAUACUUAUUCAACUUAAAUCUCAAGCUCUUGUAAUAGAUACAAACAAAAACUAGCUUUAGAGUUUCAUAUAUCUCUCUGACAUAAAUGUGCAUAACUUAAAAUCUAAAGUACGUAGUAAGACAACCGGUUAUUUAAAGUAAACGUCAGCACUUCUUUGUUAAUAUAAAAUACAGUAGAUGGACUUAAAGUAACCACUCAGUCAGCUUCACUGAAUUGAUUCUUCUCCGUUUAAAAACACAUUUCUUAACCUAUUGUUUCAUCUUUUCAUAUAAUGCCAUGAAGAAAAUCACUUCGUCUUCCACAGUAAAAUAUGCAGCACUGUUUAGCACUAGAUGACAUGAAGAUAAAUUAAUAUAAAUCUCAGCCGUGUUUUUUAUGCAUUUGAUUUGUUUUGGUGUAAACUUUAUAUAUGUGUGUGCAUAUUUUUUUUCCCUAUUGAUUUUAAGUUAACUGCUGUGUUAAUUUAUUUUCUACAAAUGUGAAUCUUAUUUUAUUAAACUAUUAAACUCC